This is a messenger RNA of Lolium rigidum, 660 nucleotides long. RefSeq lists its product as uncharacterized. Lineage: Eukaryota; Viridiplantae; Streptophyta; Magnoliopsida; Poales; Poaceae. Bases 1 to 660 code for a protein of 219 amino acids. The transcript has a single exon. Gene Ontology annotation, molecular function: nucleic acid binding. The record is from RefSeq and is a predicted model, not a curated record. Gene Ontology annotation, biological process: DNA integration.
AUGCCGGGCUCGGCACUGAAGACCAUACCCCUGACCUGGCCAUUCGCCGUCUGGGGCAUGGAUAUGGUGGGAAAAUUCAAAACGGCGCCCGGCGGAUAUACACACCUCCUCGUCGCCGUGGACAAAUUCACCAAAUGGGUAGAAGCAAAGCCCAUCAAAAAAUGCGACGGAAAAACGGCGACCAAGUUUCUUCGCGAGUUGAUCUACCGUUACGGCUACCCCCACAGCAUCAUCACGGACAAUGGCACCAACUUCGCCAAAGGGGAAAUGGCCGACUUCUGCAAAGAAAAGGGCAUCCGACUCGACCUUGCGGCAGUCGCACACCCCGAGUCGAACGGACAAGCAGAGAGGGCAAACCAGAGCAUCCUCCACGGGAUAAAACCACGGUUGAUGGUACCCCUGGAGCGCGCGGCCGGAUGCUGGGCCGAAGAACUACCUUCGGUACUCUGGGGCAUUCGCACAACACCAAAUAGGUCGACUGGCUACACGCCCUUCUUCCUGGUGUAUGGCGCUGAAGCCGUCAUGCCAACAGACAUCGCCUACGAUUCACCACGAGUCGCCAACUACGCCGAAGAAGAAAACGAGCAAUCUCGGCAAGACAACGUCGACCUCCUCGACGAGGCACGAGACCUCGCACUCUCAAGAACGGCCAUUUACUAG